Messenger RNA from Peromyscus californicus insignis, 2690 nucleotides. RefSeq names its product testis development related protein (gene Tdrp). Lineage: Eukaryota; Metazoa; Chordata; Mammalia; Rodentia; Cricetidae. Gene Ontology annotation, cellular component: cytosol; nucleus. Gene Ontology annotation, biological process: spermatogenesis. The record is from RefSeq and is a predicted model, not a curated record. The transcript is spliced from 4 exons. Bases 201 to 770 code for a protein of 189 amino acids.
GUGUGACAUGUCACAUGCUUUUGGUGCACCCGGGUUCGUGGUCCCUGGGUAAAGGACUCGGCUGGCUGGAUUACCCGAGGGGACCUCCUUAAGGAGGUUGGGGCGGUCCUGGGGAGUCCUCCGCACCGUCCCGGAGCCGCGGGCCGAGCGUCCUCCCCCAGUCCCGGAGCGACGCUGCGCCGAGCGGUCGAACCCCCGAGAUGUGGAAGCUGAGCCGGAACCGGGUGCUUCUGGACGAGCCCCCCGAGGAGGAGGACGGGCUGCGCGGGGCACAGGCGGCUGCAGCAGCCGCCCCGGCGCCGGUGAGGGCACGCUUGGGGGCGCAGGGAGCAAGUCUCAGAGGUUGGAAAGAAGUAACUUCUCUGUUUAAUAAAGAUGACGAACAGCAUCUGAUCCAGGCGUCCAAAUCUCCUAAGUCCAAAGGAAGCAAUCUGCGACUAAAAGAAGAAUUGAAGGCCGAGAAGAAAUCAGGAUUCUGGGACACUUUGGUUUUGAAACAGAAUAUCCAGCCGAAAAAACCAGACCAGAUCGAAGGUUGGGAGCCUCCCAAACUUACUGCUGAAGAUUUGGCAGCCGAUGCUGAGGAUGGUCUAAGUGGCUGCCCACCCUGGUCUGGCUGGGAAGAUGAUACCAAGGGCUCUACCAAGUACACCAGCCUGGCCAACUCAGCUAGCAGCUCCCGCUGGAGCCUCCGGUCAGCAGGGAAGCUGGUCAGCAUCAGGCGACAGAGCAAGGGCCACCUAACAGAUACCUGUGAGGAGCUGGAAUGAACCGAAGGAGCUUCACUGUGACAUCACAUUGCUUUUAGGGUUGGCCAAGCCCGGUGGCCUUCUACUAGUGCACCAUUAAUCUGUUGAGCCCUCUCAUAGUCAAGGAACGGGAUCCGCUGAGUUGCUUGUGUUUCGUGCUCAGUGACCCACAUGCGCCAUGGCUUCCCGGUGACGUCAGGUUGCCUUAUUGCGGAAACACCCACCCACUGGGUGGACGUACGCCGAAAGGACAUGUGCAUUGCAGACACUGUCCUGUGAGGUCGAAUAACGACUCGCAGUCCCCUCUAGGCUUCAAGCCAGCCUCAGUCACUUCUCUCUGAAGAACCUCCACAUCUUGUCCGUGCAUGUGACCUGAGCGUGAACGUGGCCUCUGUGGUACCUUCUCCCUUUGUCAGAAUACGAGAAGCACCUUCCAAAGUUACAGUAAUUCAGUUGAACAGCAGGUUCAUUUUUCCCUUAUUAAGAUCAAAACAAAACAAAAAUCUAGAUGCUGGAAGCAACCAAGGUGGUUCGAAGUAGAAUGUCAGGGCAUUUUGAGUGGCCCAUCUGCUGCUGAGGAGGAGUGAGUGGCCUCCAGUGUGAGCUUGGGUGGCAACUGGUUCUCUUACGGAAUUUUAUUUUUACUUUUGGACUUUUAAAUACGGAUCUUUGUUUUCAUCAAAAAAAAUGUUGAUUUUCAACUUAAAGAUUAAAGAAAUAUAUGAGUGAAUGUUAGUCACCCAAUAAUCUUAGCUUUGCUCAGAAAACAUCAACCUGCUCACUGUAGAGUUAAAACUGUAUAUAAAAUACUGAAGUGCCUCUUUUCUAGUAUCCUCAGAUGUUUAGUUUUUCAAAAUGAGAUACUUUUAUGAUUGACAUUAGAUCUAUAAGAAGUGUUGUCUCCUUCCCCACCCUGCCUGUCUUACGCUGGUGACUGUCCUCGCUCGCGGUCCUGGGUGUUGGCAGGAUUGGUGGCUCUGUAGGGGACAGUCCACAACAGGUCUUGCACGUGUUUUUGCUCUUCAGUUACAGUGCUUUGACAGAGGAGGUGUAUGUCUCUUUGUUUUGGUUAAAAAUUAAUAGCCUCCCGUCACACUGUCCUUGAGCUUCUCAGUGUGGUCGGUCUGCUGCUUCAUGUAACUGGAUGUCCCUCUUAAUGUCCUGUGGCACAGUGGAAUGGCCUGAUGCAUAUGUAGUGUCCGAGUGCUGAUGUCUUUAAUGGAACAAGUUUACAAGAUCUGUCUACAGCUACAUGUCUGUCUGUCCACCACCAAGCCAGCCAGCCCGGUGUCUCCAUUCACCUGUCCACCUGUCCACCCAUCAGUCUAGCCACCCAUCAACCGAGCUGUUUAUCUUUUCAAACUAGAGUAAGUUUACUUACUGGGUUUUGAGAGGGCUUUACACGGUGUUCAAAUAAAAAAUUCUUAACACCUGGAAAUUGUGAAAUUAUGGAGAUUUUGAUUUGUAAUGCAAAGUGUACAAUUUUUACUGUAACACGUGGGUUAGGAAAUCUUUAAGUAUUCUCAGGUAAACAGUUGAGUGCAUGAGCUCUGACUCUCUCGUCAUCUUCAAAAGCAGUGGGUAACCACAGGGUAGGACAAAAGAGCAGUCUCCCGCUGAGGUCCACAGCGGAAACCACUGGUCUGUCUGGCUCGCUGCCUGUGGCACAGGAAUACAAAGCCUUGAGAAUGUAGGGAAUGAGCUCUUGGACACACAGCCUCUGCCUUCACCGGGGCCUGUGGAGAGUGCUAAGUGCCUGUCGCUCCCUGUGGCCCUGUGCCUGAACACAGUGACGCAUGGCGGCACAGGACCUGUAUGUACACUGUGCCUCUCAGAAGGUGAAGACGCACUGUACACCAGACUUUGUUUUUUUAAUAUAGAAAGGUUAACUGAAAAUGAAUUUUUCUCCUGUUGUAUUGAAUUAAAAUAUCUUGUGUUUGA